AUGGACGCUCCCUUCAAGAAGAUUCUGUCUUUCGGUGGUUGGGCUGAAUCAACCGACGCCGCGACAUUCGAGCGUUAUCGUGAUGUGAGUUUUGACGGCGUUGAUAUUGACUGGGAAUAUCCCGGUGCGACUGAUCAGGGUAUCCCCGCUGGCGACAGGACAGAUGGUCUCUACUACCACCGCUUCCUAACCGUACUCCGAAAUCUGCUGCCAUCAAGCAAGUCGCCGUCCAUUGCCUUGCCCGGUUCUUUCUGGUAUUUGAAGCAAUUCCCUGUUGAGGAUAUGGCUAAGGUGCUGGACUAUUUUAUCUUCAUGACCUAUGACUUGCACGGACAGUGGAACCAUGGCAACAAAUUUGCCAGUCCCAGCUGCGAGACUGGCAAUUGUCUACGAUCUCAUGUCAACCGUACCGAAACCCGCAACUCACUCAGCAUGAUCACCAAGUCUGGUGUUCCAGCUGGAAAGGUUAUUGUCGGCAUCGCAAGUUAUGGCCGAAGUUUCCGCAUGGCGGACAAGAGUUGCACAGGGCCUCAUUGCCUUUUCACUGGAUCUUUCUCCGUGUCUGAGGCUGAGCCUGGCCGAUGUACCGAUACCGGUAGCUACAUUUCGAAUGCUGAGCUGGACGAGAUCUGGGAUAUGGCGGGUGAAGGUGUUGAGGAACUCUCGGCUAAAAGAUGGCAUGACACCAAGACACAUUCUGAUAUCAUGACGUACGGUACAAAGGGUAACGGUAUGACGGACUGGGUCGCGUACAUGAGCGACAAGACCAAGGAGGAACGCAUAGCAUGGGUCAAAACGCUCAACUUUGGCGGCACCACGGACUGGGCCAUUGAUCUGGCAGGCUACUUUGAAGGGCCUAGCAAGAAAGAUGGAACGUCCAACGGCGGCUGGUCAGAUUUCAAGGCCGAUGAUCUCACCUGCGACUCAAAGAACUGGCCAAGCACUCUGGAGAAGCUGGCCAAUAACGUUGACAGCAUCAACGCAAACUGCCGUUCUUUGGCUCUCAUGAACAUUCUCAUCAAGGAUCUUAUUGUGGCUGUUGAGGAGGUAUCCAAGAACUUUAAUGACGCUUUCGGUUGGUACGCCGACCGUGUUAAGGAUUUCAUCGACGACCGUAUCGAAGAGUUUUUGGCGCCAGGACGCGGCAAGGGUUUGAAGUAUAUGGACUGCGAGUGGAAGAGCAGAAAAGGUAGUGACAAGGGUCGCUGUGAUGAGACAUGGCCACCUGUUGCUCCAGGCCCAUCACCUGGUCCACGAGUUGUAUGGUAUACCAUGCGAGAUGAAAAGGGUUUUUACGCCGCUCUUCUCACCGAGGCAGGUAUCGAGAAGGACUGGGUUGAAUAG
Molecule: messenger RNA, 1344 nt
Organism: Fusarium pseudograminearum CS3096
Lineage: Eukaryota; Fungi; Ascomycota; Sordariomycetes; Hypocreales; Nectriaceae
Exons: 3
Coding region: 1-1344 (447 amino acids)
Biological process (GO): carbohydrate metabolic process
Molecular function (GO): chitin binding; hydrolase activity, hydrolyzing O-glycosyl compounds
Source: RefSeq, a predicted model, not a curated record